Messenger RNA from Gossypium raimondii (Peruvian cotton), 1284 nucleotides. RefSeq lists its product as uncharacterized. Bases 1 to 1284 code for a protein of 427 amino acids. Gene Ontology annotation, molecular function: nucleic acid binding. The transcript has 4 exons. The record is from RefSeq and is a predicted model, not a curated record. NCBI's taxonomy places the organism in Eukaryota, Viridiplantae, Streptophyta, Magnoliopsida, Malvales, Malvaceae.
AUGGUAACCUUGUUUCAUGACAUGAUGCACAAGGAAAUUGAGGUUUACGUCGACGAUAUGAUUGAAAAAUCUAGAACAAAAAAAGGACAGGUGCGAGUCCUGAGAAAAUUGUUCUUAAGGUUGAGAAGGUUUCAGCUCAAGCUCAAUCCAGCAAAAUACACCUUCGGGGCUAGGUCGGGGAAGUUGCUAGGCUUCGUAGUCAGUGACAAAAGAAUUAAAAUUGACCUAGAUAAAGUGAAGGCCAAACAAGAAUUACCUCCGCGAUUGUUCAACAACUCUAUGGGAUGUGUACUUGGCCAACACGAUCAGACGAGAAAGAAAGAAAGGGCGAUAUACUAUCUCAGUAAGAAACUCACUGAGUGUGAGACGAGAUACUCGCCAAUUGAAAAUUUAUGUUACGAUCUGGACGACUCAGAGAUUGAGGCAGUAUAUGUUGUAUCACAUGUCUUGUCUAAUCUCGAAAAUAAAUCCCCUAAAUUAGAUGAUGGAGCCGAAUGCUUUGAAUGGAAGGAUAACCAGAUGAAGGCGGUAAAAGGGAGCGCAAUAGCAGAUUUUCUGGCCAUUAGAGUUCAAGAGGAUUAUGAACCACUAAACUUUGAUUUCUCGAAUGAGGACCUAAUGUGUGUGGUAGCCACUGAAGAAGACCUUCAAGAAGGUCACCCUUGGAAACUAAACUUCGACGGAGCCUCAAACGCUGUGGUUAAUGGAAUCGGGGCAGUCUUGGUAUCCCCAGACGACGAUCAUUACCCUUUUACUAGUAAAUUGGAUUUUGAUUGCACAAACAACAUAGAUGAAUAUGAAGCAUGUAUUAUGGGCAUCCGUGUAGUUAUAGAAAUCAAAAUCAAAGUACUAGAGCAUCAAAGAAGAAGAAAAAAUGAUUGCCCUUGGUACCAAAAUAUACUGCGAUAUGUGAAAAAUCGCAAAUACCCUGACCAAGCAACCGAGAAUGAUAAGAGGACAUUGAGAAGACUGGCCAAUGACUAUGACUUAGAUGGAGAAAUCCUAUACAAAAGAGGGAAGGAUCAGGUACUAUUAAGAUCUGUGGACGCUGUCGAGGCUAAGAAAAUCUUGGAAAAAGUCCACGAGGGCGUUUGCGGGACACACGCUAAUGGUUUUAUGAUGGCUAGGCAAAUCAUGAGGUUUGGGUAUUAUUGGUCCACAUUGGAAGGGGAUUGUAUUAAUUACACCAGGAGAUAUCACAAGUGCCAGAUUUAUAGACGCAAAAUUCAUGUGCCUCCUUCACCCCUUCAUGUCAUGACUUCUCCUUGGCCUUUCUCCAUGUAG